Messenger RNA from Aspergillus puulaauensis, 1044 nucleotides. RefSeq names its product nitrilase. The record is from RefSeq and is a predicted model, not a curated record. NCBI's taxonomy places the organism in Eukaryota, Fungi, Ascomycota, Eurotiomycetes, Eurotiales, Aspergillaceae. Bases 1 to 1044 code for a protein of 347 amino acids. Gene Ontology annotation, molecular function: catalytic activity. The transcript is spliced from 3 exons.
AUGUCGAAACUCAAGGUCGCCGUCUCGCAGUCCCACACCCAGCAGUCUCUGCAGGAGACAGUCGAUGCCCUGGAACGCACUGCCCGCACUGCAGCCUCCCGCGGAGUGCACAUCCUGCUUUUCCCUGAGGGCUAUCUUGGCGGAUAUCCCCGCACCGCCACCUUCGGCACCCGCUUUGGCUUUCGCGAAGCCCACGGCCGCGACCAGUAUUUGCAGUAUUUCAAUGGCGCAGUCGAUCUAGGGGAUACCCCGACGGGCGCGGGCGACGACUGGGUCGAAAAGAAACUUCCCGUCGCGAAAGGGAAGGCGUACCGUGGCGACGGGACAAGGGAGAAACUCGAGAAGCUCGCGAACGAAACCGGCAUUCUGAUUGUUGUCGGAGUCAUUGAGCGUGCGGGGGGCAGUUUGUAUUGUUCUGCACUAUAUGUCGAUCCCCAGCGGGGAAUCCUGGGCAAAAGGAGGAAGGUGAUGCCGACCGGCUCGGAACGCCUUGUUUGGGCUCAGGGGUCUCCCUCGACGCUCAAGGCUGUUACGACCGAAAUCAAUGGCAUCCAAUUGACUCUCGCGGCGGCCAUCUGCUGGGAGAACUACAUGCCCAUGCUCCGUCAAAGCCUGUACUCGCAGAACGUCAAUCUCUACCUCGCGCCGACUGUCGACUGUCGCGAGACCUGGCUUCCACUUAUGCGCACGGUUGCUGCGGAGGGAAGAGCUGUGGUUCUUUCUGCUUGCCAGAGCGGCCGGUAUAAAGAACUGCCCGGCUGGGUUACACAGGUCCCAGAGGGUGAGAAAAUAGACUCAGAUCCGGAAGCUUGGGCUAGCGGCGGUGGCUCGUGUAUUAUUGGGCCGCUGGGCGACGUUCUUGCUGGACCUAUUUGGAAUGUGAACGAUAACAGUGACCCGGACAGCAGUCUGCAAAUCGUCGAGGUCGACUUUGAGGACUGCCUUCGCGGCCGAUUGGAUCUUGAUCUGGCAGGGAGUUACUCGCGCAACGAUUCAUUUGAACUAAAGGUCAAAGGGUUGGACCUCAACCCUCCUCCUCAGUAG